This is a messenger RNA of Jaminaea rosea, 2559 nucleotides long. RefSeq names its product AAA-domain-containing protein. Gene Ontology annotation, molecular function: ATP hydrolysis activity; ATP binding. Gene Ontology annotation, biological process: intra-Golgi vesicle-mediated transport; SNARE complex disassembly; Golgi to plasma membrane protein transport. NCBI's taxonomy places the organism in Eukaryota, Fungi, Basidiomycota, Exobasidiomycetes, Microstromatales. The transcript has 2 exons. The record is from RefSeq and is a predicted model, not a curated record. Gene Ontology annotation, cellular component: Golgi stack. The coding region runs from base 1 to 2559 and encodes 852 amino acids.
AUGGCAGGCUUCUCGAGAGGUGGACCACCACCAGACCGCUCGGCAUAUGGGGGACUGGGAGCGUACGGAUCCAGCGCUGGAGGAGGAAGAUCUAGUGGCGGAGCAGGCUUCUCUUCCGGCAGCGCUCCUGCUGGACGCUCAGCAUACGGCCAGACGUCGAGCGCGUAUGGCCAGACGUCGAACGCAUAUGGCCAGCCUCAGCAAGGGCAGGCCCCUCCUCCAUCACGCAGAGUCCCGCCUCCAUCCCGCGAUUAUGGCGGCGGCGCCGAAAAGGCAGCGUAUAGCCACCAGCCUGCUCACCGCGAGUACGCCGUCGUGCGAUGCCCAAACGAACUCAACCUCAGCAACGCCCUCGUCGUCAACCCGCAAGAGUGGCCAGGGACCCAGUAUAUCCUCGCCAAGGGACGCUACGUCUUCACCGUCCUUCACGACUCGACCAAUACCAUCCAGCCGGGCACCAUCGGCGUCGCAGCAUUCCAGCGCGAAUGGGCCGGACUGAGCGCAUCGGGAGACUACAUGACGGCCGAAGUCUACGACCCAAUGGCGGUGUCGUCGGGCAUCUACCUGGGCGGGAUUGACUUGGAGGUAUCGUUCCUACGCUCGGCCAUCACCGCCAACGAGCAAUUCGACGUCGAGGAGAUGGCGCGAAACUUCUUGCGCGCUUUCGAGGGGCAUAUAUUCUCGGUUGGACAGCUGCUCGUUUUCGAGUUCCACGGCCACAACCUGCGCUUAGUCGUGCGAGGAGUCAACGUCGUCGAGGCCGGGCAAAUUGAUGCAAAGGGUGGAGCGAGCGGCCCCCCUACUGGCAUGGACAAGGGCAUACUGAUCGCUCAAACUGACGUCAACUUCAACAAGGCCAAGGACAGUCAGAUCAAACUGAAGGCCAGCGGCAAAAAGGCCCCUCCCAAUGCCAUCCUUCAAGCCAACUUCAAGUUCGAGGACAUGGGCAUCGGCGGUCUCGACGACGAAUUCAGCGCCAUCUUUCGUCGUGCCUUUGCCUCGCGCAUCUUCCCGCCAGCCCUGGUCGACAAGCUCGGCAUCCAGCACGUCAAGGGUAUCCUCCUCUACGGUCCACCGGGCACGGGUAAAACGCUCAUGGCCCGCCAAAUCGGCAAGAUGCUCAACGCUCGCGAGCCCAAGAUCAUCAAUGGUCCAGAGAUUCUCAACAAGUACGUCGGAGCGAGCGAGGAGAACAUCCGCAAACUCUUUGCAGACGCAGAAAAGGAGUACAAGGAAAAGGGCGACGAGUCUGGCCUGCACAUCCUCAUCUUCGACGAGCUCGACGCAAUCUGCAAGCAGCGUGGUUCGACGGGUGGCGGGACGGGCGUCGGCGACUCCGUCGUCAAUCAGCUCCUCUCCAAGAUGGACGGCGUGGACCAGCUCAACAACAUCCUGCUCAUCGGAAUGACCAAUCGUCUCGACAUGAUCGACGAAGCGCUGCUCCGACCGGGUCGACUCGAAGUACACAUGGAGAUCAACCUUCCCGACGAACACGGCCGUCGCCAGAUCAUCUCCAUCCAGACGAACAAGAUGCGCACCAACGGCGUCAUGGACGAUGACGUUGACCUUGAUGAGCUCGCUGCGGCCACCAAGAACUUCUCUGGCGCUGAAAUCGCCGGUCUGGUCAAAAGCGCCACAUCAUUCGCAUUCUCACGCCACGUCAAGGUGGGUACAAUGGCUGGCAUCUCAGACGAUGUCGAGAACAUGCGCGUCAACCGCGACGACUUCCUCCAAGCCCUUGACGAGGUUCAGCCUGCAUUCGGUGUAUCAGAAGAAGAGCUGCAACAAGUCGUUCAGAACGGCAUCAUGCGUUUCGCGCCCCACAUCGACGUCAUCCUUCGCGAUGGCGCUCUGCGCGUCGAGCAGGUGCGCACCUCGACUCGCACACCUCUCGUCACCGCUCUCCUGCACGGCCCGCCCGGGUCAGGUAAGACGGCCCUCGCCGCUACGAUGGCCAUGUCGUCGCAAUUCCCCUUUGUCAAGCUCGUCUCGCCCGAGAACAUGGUGGGGUUGAGCGAGCCCGCCAAGAUUGCGCACCUCAACAAGGUCUUCAACGACUCGUACAAGUCGCCGCUCAGCUGCAUCGUCGUCGAUUCUGUAGAGAAGCUCGUCGAGUGGGUGCCCAUCGGCCCGCGAUUCUCGAACGGUGUUCUGCAGGCGCUGAGCGUGCUGCUGGGAAAGCGCCCACCCAAGGGUCGCCGCCUUCUUGUCCUCGCCACCACGAGCAACCGGGCGAUGCUCCAGGACAUGGAUCUGCAGCAGGCUUUCCUCGCCGAGAUGCGCGUCCCUGCCAUCUCCUCAGUGCGCUCAGUGGAGCACGUCCUGCGCGAGGUCGACCUCUUCAACGGCGACGAACGCGCUCACCAGCGCUGCGUGCAACUGCUCUCGCAUGUAGGCUUGAGGAGCAGCAGGGAUGACGGCGAGGAGGGAGCAGCACUCGACGAGUCGGGUGCGCCAGCCAAGACGGUGGGGAUCAAGAAGCUCCUGAGUGAGAUUGAAAUGGCGAGGCUCGAUGACGAUCCUGCGGAUAAGUUGGCUGCGGCGCUGCAGUUCAUGUAG